GUGAAGCGCAUCGUGAGUUGCAGCUGCGUCAGCUGGUCCACUUCAUCGCCUUUAAGGACCAUGCGGACGACCCCCGGGAGCUGUCUGCAGCCACCCUGGCGCAUUUGCCGCGAGACAUCGUGCGCUAUUACAUGGCCAAUGGCAUCAAGCCACGACAGCUGCAGCGCUUCGAGGACAAGGAUGGCGUCCCCUACCCAAAGUUCGUGCCGAAGGAGCCGGUCUCCUCUAUGAAAG
Molecule: messenger RNA, 234 nt
Organism: Effrenium voratum
Lineage: Eukaryota; Dinophyceae; Suessiales; Symbiodiniaceae
Source: the annotation of a GenBank genome assembly